Sturnus vulgaris (Common starling) is the source of this 664-nucleotide messenger RNA. RefSeq names its product dual specificity protein phosphatase 13B-like. Gene Ontology annotation, cellular component: cytoplasm. Gene Ontology annotation, molecular function: MAP kinase phosphatase activity; protein tyrosine/serine/threonine phosphatase activity. Gene Ontology annotation, biological process: negative regulation of MAPK cascade; protein dephosphorylation. NCBI's taxonomy places the organism in Eukaryota, Metazoa, Chordata, Aves, Passeriformes, Sturnidae. The record is from RefSeq and is a predicted model, not a curated record.
UCUGGCUGGUGGUGAAUGUCUGCUCUCCCCUUUCAGGAUGGCCUGGGACUCCUUGUGCAGCCAGGACUUACGGCGGCCUAGGAUAAGAAGUGCCUCAAGCUGGAUGCCCGGCAGUGGGAGCAGCACUGGGACACCAUCCCUGGAGGAGCUGCGGCGCCUGCUCUGCACACGCACACAGCCCACAGGGCACGUUGAUGAAGUCUGGCCAAACCUUUAUGUGGGAGACCUGUACGUUGCUCGUGACAAGGCACAGCUGAGCCGCCUGGGCAUCUCCCAUGUUGUGAACGCUGCUGCCGGGAGAUUCCGCAUCAACACUGGGCCCAAGUUCUACAAUGACUUGCCUGUGGAUUACUACGGAGUAGAAGCAGAGGACAACCCAAACUUUGAUCUCAGCAUUCACUUCUAUCCAGUUGCUCACUACAUCAGAGCAGCACUGAAUUCCCCAAGAGGCAAAGUACUGGUUCACUGUGCAAUGGGAAUCAGUCGGUCUGCAACUCUUGUCCUCGCUUUCUUAAUGAUCUGUGAAGGUUUGUCCCUCACCGCCGCCAUUCAGACUGUGCGCUCCCACAGAGGGAUCUGCCCCAACUCUGGCUUCCUCCAGCAGCUUCGGGAGUUGGAUCUCCAGUUAGGAAGGGGCACAGGCAGAGGAGCAGAGGCCUGCUAG